AUGGAGUCAAGGGAGUCAGCAUCAGGGAGCCAGCAUCUCUCCACAGCCCUGCCAGGGGGCUGCCUCCCGCCUAGAACCCCUGCAGCAGAAAAGGCAGGCACAGACACCAGAAGCAUUGCAGGAGUCUACGUGGAGGCCUCUGCCCAGACCACGAGCCUCUACCAAGCCGUGCAAGAGCAUUUCCUCCAGCCUGAUCUUGCCCUCUCCCUGCUGGAGGCUCAGGCAGCUACGGGUGGCAUCGUUGACUGGAGGAGAAAGCAGCUGGUCUCUGUGACAGAGGCUCUGAGGAUGGGGCUGGUAGGACUGGAGAUGAAGGAGAGGCUCUUGUCUGCUGAGCGGGCAAGGACUGGCUUUGUGGACCCCUACACAGAGGAGAAGAUCUCUCUCUACCAAGCCAUCCAAAAAGAGCUAAUUGGAAAGCAACAGGGCUUGGGCCUCCUAGAUGCUCAGAUAGCCACCGGAGGCAUCAUUGAGCCCAGCACGGGCCAGCGGGUCUCUCUUCAAGAAGCAUGCAAGCACGGCUACCUGGGUGAGGAGACGAAGGACUUCCUCUGUGACUCUGGGAACGAGGCAGCCAAGGGCUUCUGGGACCCAAACAGCAACCAGAUGGUCACCUACGUGGAACUUAUGAGGAGGUGCAUAGCAGACCCAGCCAGUGGCUUGCUUCUGUUGCCACUGAAAAUAUCUUUCCCUGGCCUGCGAGGGGGUGUGUGCAGCCAUGAGCUGCUGGAUUCGGGCAUUGUCGAUUCUGCUCUCUUCAAAGCCCUCCAUAACGGCGAGAUCACAGCGCAGGACGUUGCAGAGAUGGACUCUGUUCAGCAGUACCUCUCGGGGACAGGCAGCGUCGCAGGCGUGGCUGUGCUGGAAACCAACAGCUGCAAGAGCCUUUACCAGGCUUUAAUGGAGCACCUCCUCCCGCCAGGCACAGCAGUGACCCUCCUGCAGGCUCAAGCUGCAACAGGCUGCUUGAUUGACCCAGUCAAGAACGAGAGGUUCACUGCGGAUGCUGCAGUCCGGGCAGGAGUCGUUGGGCCAGAACUUCAUGAGAAAUUAUUUGCAGCAGAGAGAGCCGUCAUGGGAUACAAGGACCCUUGCACCAGGGAGACCAUCUCUUUGUUCCAAGCCAUUAAGAAGGGCCUUGUUCCCAGAGAUCCUGGCAUUUUCCUGCUGGAUGCCCAGCUGGCCACUGGUGGCAUUGUUGACCCUCACAUGCAUCACCGGCUUCCUGUGGAGGUGGCCUGCCAACGAGGCCUUUUAGACAGAGACACGCAUGCCCUCCUCUGCAGUCCCACUGAUGGCAUCUGUGGGUUCUUUGAGCCCAACUCCAAAGAGACCUUGUCCUAUGCAGAAUUGCUAUUGAGAUGUGUCACGGAUCCAGACACGGGGCUCUACCUCUUACCUCUUUCUGGAGACCCUAGUGGGGUACAUUCCUUCAUUGACCACAGCACACAGUUGGCACUAAAGAACACAGAUGUGUCAGUGGCCUAUGGCAAAUUCAAGGGGAAGCAGGCGUCACUCUGGAAGCUCCUCUUCUCAGACUACUUCACGGGAAACCAGAGGCGGUCCCUCAUCCAGCAGCUCCGCUCCGGGGGCCUCUCCGCGCAGGAACUGGCUGGAAUCGUCUGCGACACCAUCCAGCAAGUGGCUGCAAAUUCUAAAGUCACAUUCAAAGGCCUCAGGGAAAAGGUGACCCCUGCCCAGCUCCUGAGUUCCAAAAUCAUCAACCAAGAUUUGUUUGAGAAGUUAACCCAAGGGGAAACGUUGGCCAAAGACGUGGUUGGCAUGGACACGGUUAAAAAAUACUUGGAAGGGACCGGUAGCAUUGGCGGCUUAAUCCUGCCUGACUCGGAGGAGAGGAUCAGCAUCUACCAAGCAAAGAGAAAGGGCUUUCUGCGGCCAGGAACAUCCCUCAUCCUCCUUGAGGCUCAGGCUGCAACAGGAUACCUCAUUGACCCUGCUGCCAACAAGAAAUACUCCGUGGAUGAGGCCCUGCGUGCAAAUCUCAUUGGCCCAGAGGUUUAUGACAAGCUCCUGACUGCUGAGAAAGCCGUCACUGGCUACACAGACCCAUAUACUGGCAACAAGAUCUCCCUCUUCCAGGCCAUGAUGAAGCACCUCAUUGUCAAAGAGCAUGCCAUCCGUCUUCUGGAGGCCCAGAUUGCCACUGGAGGCAUCAUUGACCCCGUCAACAGCCACCGCCUCCCUGUGGAAGCUGCCUACCAACGGGGCUACUUUGACAAGAAGAUGAACCUGAUCCUCUUGGACCCCAGUGAUGACACCAAGGGCUUCUUCGAUCCAAACACGCACGAGAACUUGACCUACCUGCAACUGAAGGAGAAAUGCAUCACGGACAGUUCCACCGGUCUCUGCCUCCUGCCGUUGAACAGCAAGAAGCGCCAAUUCAUUGACAACCCCACCAAGGAGGCUUUUAGAAGCUCGUGGCUCUCUGUGAAAUAUGGGCGCUUCCAAGGGCAAAGGGUGUCAAUUUGGGAUCUGCUGAACUCAGAGUACUUCAGUGAGGGUAAGAGACGGGAAGUAUUCAACCACUACCACCUCCGCAUGGUCUCCCUAGACCAAAUAAAGCUCAUGCUGGAGGAGGAGAUGAAGAAGUGGGCCCCCAUAAAAUUCCCAGCCAUCAGGGGCCAUGUCACCGCCUAUCACCUACUGGAAUCUGGCAUCCUUGACCGGGACCUCUUUGAAAGAUUGCUGGAGGGAGCCGUGAGCCCAGAGGAGGUGCUGCGCCUUGAUUCGGUCAGGAAAUACCUCUAUGGCACUGGCAGCAUUGGGGGCAUUGUGCUGCAGCCCUCCAAUGAGAAAGUGGGCCUCUAUGAAGCCAUGAGGAGAAACAUUGUGCUGCCAGGCGUGGCGCUACCCUUGCUGGAGGCACAGGCAGCCACGGGGUUCCUCGUGGAUCCGGUGAACAGUCAGAAGGUCUGUUUGGAGGAUGCCGUGAAGGGUGGCCUCAUUGGUCCAGAGCUCUACGACAAGCUGCAGCGGGCAGAAGAAGCUGUCACUGGCUACAAAGACCCUUUCACCGGCCAGAGGAUCUCACUCUUCCAAGCCAUGAAGAAAGGCCUUGUGCCUGACCAACAGGCCAUGCGGCUGUUAGAUGCCCAGCUGUCAACCGGGGGAGUAAUCGAUCCUCUCAGGGGCCACUACAUCCCUGUCGAAUUUGCCCAGAAAAAAGGCUACUUAGAUGAGAACCUGAGCAACCUACUUUCCCACUCAGGCCAUGACGUCAAAACGUUUAGCACUCUUGACAGCAAAGAGAACGUGACCUAUGGCCAGCUGAUAGGCCGGUGCCAGGAGGAUGAAGGCACAGGCUUCCGCUUACUGCCUCUGUCACAAACAGCAUCUCUUGUCUGCACGGAUGAGCAAAUUGAACGUCUCUUCAGGGAGACCCUGGUGGAGGAAAAGGGCCUUACUCUCUGGGAGCUCCUGAACUCUGGCUACUUCACUGAAGAGGAGAGAAGAGAGUUCUUGGAGGGGUUUAGGUCCGAGGCAAUAUCGCUCCAGCAGUUGGUCAGCCUUGUUUUGGGAUUCAUUAAGGAAAUGGAAAUGAAGGCUCAAACCCAGGUCACCUUCCAAGGUUUGCGAGGGGCAGUGCCUGCCGUCUGGCUCCUGGAUAAUGGCAUCCUUUCAGAAAAGACAUUCACAGAGCUGGUGCAGGGCAGGAAGACGGCCGAAGAAGUGGCCGAGAUGGAGAGCGUGAAGCGAUAUCUGCAGAGCACUGGGAGCAUUGCUGGGGUUUUCAUUCAAGCCUCCAAGGAGAAAAUGGGCAUAUACCAAGCCAUGCAGGAAAACCUCCUCCUGCCAGGCAUGGGGGCAAGGCUUCUGGAAGCUCAGGCAGCAACAGGAUCCAUCGUGGACCUGGGGUCAAACCGGAGGCUUGGUGUAGAGGAGGCCACCAAGGCUGGCGUGGUGGGCAAAGAGCUCACUGAGCAGCUGCUGCAGGCCGAGCGGGCACUGAUGGGCUACAAAGACCCUUACUCAGGAAGGCCGAUCUCCGUGUGCCAGGCCAUCAGGAAAGAGCUGAUCCCUGCUGCGGCUGGCAUCCCCUUGCUGGAAGCUCAGCUGGCCACGGGAGGGGUCAUUGAUCCUAUCCACCACCAUCACCUUCCUCUCCGCUUUGCCUACAAGCACGGUUUCUAUGACGAAGAAAUGCACAAGUCUCUUUCUCAGCCCACUGAUGACUCCUGCGUCUUUUUUGACCCCAACACCCAGGAGACCCUGACUUAUCAGCAACUGAAGGACAGAUGCAUCCAAGAUCCAGAAACAGGGCUAUUUCUGCUUCCUCUCUCAGAAGAUGCUGCUUUUUAUGGGGACAAGCAAAUGAUGGAGGUGCUGAAAGCAGAAACCGUUUCCGUUGGCACUGGGCGGUUUAAAGGGCAAGUGGUUUCUCUCUGGGCUCUCCUGAACUCUGAGUACAUCUCCAACAACAAGCGGAGAGAGCUGCUGGUGAUCUACAAAGAGGAGAAUGCUGAGGCCCUUCAAGAAAUCAUCACAGUCAUCACCAAGGUGAUUGGAGAGACUGAAACUCAGGGCAAGCGAUUCACCUUCAAGGGUUUGCGCAAGCAGGUGUCGGCCAGUGACCUUUUCCAGGCGGAGCUCAUAGACAAGGAAACUCUGGAUGAGCUUCACCAGGGAAAGAAAACUGUCCAGGAAGUCACUGAGAUGGACUCAGUCAGAAAGUUCCUGGAGGGCUGCAACUUCAUAGCUGGAGUCCUUAUACAGCCAAGUCAUGAAAAGAUGAGCAUCUACCAGGCCAUGCGGCGGGGUCUCCUCAGACCAGGAAUGGCCCUGGUGAUUCUAGAGGCACAGGCUGCCACGGGGUUUCUCAUUGACCCGGUGAAAAACAAGAAACUGUCCGUAGAUGAAGGGAUGGCAUCGGGGCUGAUUGGAAGUGAAAUUUACGAGAAACUGCUGAGUGCAGAAAGAGCUGUGACUGGCUACACACACCCCUACACGGACCAACAGAUCUCUCUUUUUGAGGCCAUGAACGAAGAGCUCAUUGUGAGAAGCCACGGCAUCCGCCUGCUGGAGGCCCAGAUCGCCACAGGGGGCAUCAUUGACCCAGUUCACAGUCACCGUAUCCCUGUAGAGGUAGCUUACAAACGGGGUUACUUUGAUGAAAAGAUGAACCAAAUCCUUUCAGAUCCCACAGAUGAUACCAAAGGGUUCUUUGACCCCAACACACACGAGAACCUCACUUACCUCCAGCUACUAGAACGAUGCAUCCAAGAUCCAGAGACUGGGCUGUAUAUGCUGCAAAUAGUUAGAAGGGGGGAAAGGUACUUCUAUAUCGAUGAUACCACAAAACAAUUUCUGCAGACACAGUUGAUCCAGAUGCAUGUAGGGAGGUACAAAGGCCAGGGAGUCUCCAUCUGGGACCUCCUCUGCUCCCCGUACAUUCAAGAACAGAGGAGGAAAGACCUGGUGAGACAGUACAAGUGUGAAACCCUGACAUUAGAACGUCUUGUCAGCAUCGUCACCACUAUCAUUGAGGAAACAGAAGAGAGAACCCAGAAGCUCAGGGUUAAGGGCCUCAGAGGGGAAGUGUCGGCUGCAGAGCUGUUCAACUCCGAGAUCAUUGACAAGAAAACACUAGAUGGACUCCAGCAAGGGGCGCAUGCUCUCGACCAGCUUGUCCAGAAGGAUUCUGUGAAACGAUACCUGGAAGGAACAGGCUGCAUAGCCGGGGUCUCUGUGGCAUCAAAAAAGAAAAUGACUAUCUAUGAAGCUGUGAAGACAGGGCUUCUCUCCCCAGAAAACGGCCUCAUGUUACUAGAGGCACAGGCAGCCACUGGUUCCAUCACUGACCCACUGAAGAAGAAAGCAUUCUCUGUUGACCAAGCUGUCUCUGCUAGAAUUGUGGGUGAUGAGAUUCACGAGAAGCUUAUUGUUGCAGAGAAAGCCGUUACCGGAUACACUGACCCUGCCACAGGGAAGAAACUUUCACUCUUCCAGGCUAUGAAGAAGAAUAUAGUUGAGAGAGACCAUGCUCUCAGACUGCUGGAAGCCCAGCUGGCCACUGGUGGCACCAUUGACCCUGACUAUGGCCACCGCAUCCCUGUGGAGGUCGCUUACAAACGAGGCUGUUUGGAUGAAGACACCUUCCUCCUUCUUUCUGAUCCAGAAUACGGCAUCAAAGGAUUUGUGGAUCCCAACACACAUGAAAGGAUUACAUAUGCUCAGCUCCUCCAGAGAUGCAUCAAAGACAAAAACACAGGGAUGUACCUCCUACAGCUGCUCGACAAAAGUGAAUAUUUCUAUGUAGAUCACACAACAAAAAAUAUUCUGGCAUCCACCAAAGUUAAUAUAAAGCUUGGGAAAUAUGCAGGGCAGACUCUCUCUGUAUGGGAACUUCUUUAUUCAGAUUAUUUUGAUGAAGAAAAGAGAAAAGAGUUGAUAAAAAAAUACAAGCAGGGAUCCUCAGCUAUUCUUCAUCACAUCAUGAAUGAAAUCCUGAACAUCAUAGAAGAAAAAGAACGAAACAGAAGGGACAUAUGGUUCCAAGGUCUACGGCAACAAGUUACAGCUUCAGAAUUAUUCAAAGCUGACAUAAUAAGUCAGGACACAAUAGAGAAGCUUGAGGAGGGAAGACAGACGGUCCAAGAAGUGGCAAACAUGGAUUCAGUCAGGAGAUACCUGGAAGGCUCCAGUUGCGUUGCUGGAGUGCUUGUGCCAUCCAAGUCAGACCCUUCCAAGACGCGGAAGAUGACCAUCUACGAGGCCAUGUGGAGGGGCAUUCUGAGGCCAGGCACUGCCUUGGUGCUGCUGGAGGCACAGGCAGCUACUGGCUUCAUCGUUGACCCACUGAAGAACGAGAAACUCUCUGUCGAUGAUGCCAUCUCUACUGGAUUAGUGGGUACAGAAAUACAUAGCAAGCUUCUUGCUGCAGAGAAAGCUGUGACUGGAUACAGUGACCCAUACACAGGGAAAAGAAUUUCACUUUUCCAGGCAAUGAAAAAAGAUCUUAUAAUCAAAGAACAUGGAAUCCGAUUGCUGGAGGCCCAGAUUGCAACAGGAGGGAUCAUUGAUCCAGUCAACAGUCACCGUAUACCUGUCGAGGUGGCUUAUAAACGGGGCUACUUUGAUGAGCAGAUGAACCAGGUUCUCUCUGAUCCUACAGAUGACACCAAGGGAUUCUUUGAUCCCAACACACAUGAGAACCUUACAUACAUGCAGCUGCUUAAAAGAUGCGCGAGUGACCCAGACACAGGAUUGCUAAUGCUUCCAAUAAAAGACAAGGGAUUUGGUGCCUUUCAUUCAGAGGAGAACAUCAGGAAGACUUUGAAAUCUACAACAAUAAGAGUCAGUUUAGGGCAAUUCCAAGACCAGGAUAUUUCUCUCUGGGACCUCCUCCUCUCUACAUACAUUUCUCAAUACAAAAGGCAACAGCUUUUAGAAGAGUAUAAAGCUGAAAAAAUAACUCUAGAGGAAAUAACAACCUUACUUAAAUCCAUCAUAGAAGAGACUGAGCCCUGGAAAAACAGCUUGCAGACUUCUAUGAUGAUUAUACAACUAAAAGGUCUUCCAGACCAAUACCUCUCGGUAUGGGAUGCCCUUUUCUCCAAGUACGUCCCACAGGAUGAAAGAGAAGAACUUGUGAGCAGCUAUAGAAAUGGCAGGCUAACCCUGGAGAAGCUCACAGAAACCCUUGCUUCACUCGUUGCUGAGACCACAACCACACCGACAUCGGAUCCAAGAGCUCCAGAUUCACCUAGUCCACCCGCGGCAUCUUUUGUGGAACAGGAGGAGGAGGAGGAGGCACCAGAAGAGGGGGAAACAGAAAAGGCCUUGAAGGCCCGGAUGGUUGAAAUCUCCGUCGGUGAUUUCCGUGGUCAGAAGGUCUCCGUGUGGGAUCUGCUCCAUUCCAAGUACAUUCCUGAGGAGAAGAGGAAGGAGCUGCUGCACCUGUACAAAACUGGCAUUCUCAACAUUGACCAGAUGGAAACCGUGGUCACCGGCAUCGUCAACAGAACAGAGGAGGAGAAAAUGAAAGAAGCAGCUUCCCACUCAGACACCCCAUCGUCCUGGGAAGACCCCUUACGGAAUCACACGGUGGUUCUGCAUGUCGGUGAAUUCCAAGGGCAGGAAGCCUCCUUGUGGGAUCUCCUCUUCUCUCAAUACAUUUCUGACAGUCUAAGAGGGGAGCUGUUGACAAAGUACCGGUCAGGAAUCUUGAGCAUUCAAGAAAUGAUAGCCACGCUCGCCCCCAUUCUCGCAGGGAGAGAGGGAAGCCACAUCCACGCAGAGAGAGGUCUGGCCAGCGAGACAACUCUGUCCCGGGCAGAUGGAACUCCCCCUGCUAUGCAGGGUGAAGAGCUGGAACAGGCAUUACGGAUUAUGAUGGUCAACGUGCCUGUAGGUGAGCUCCAAGGCCGUGAGCGUUCUGCCUGGGAGCUUCUCUUCUCCAAAUAUGUGACUGCAGACAAACGGCAAGAGCUCCUGGAGAUGUAUCGAUCGGGUGCUAUCAGUGCUGAGGAACUUAUCCGGAUGCUCAUCAUCCUGAUUGAAGAAACAGAAGAGAAGAGCAACACAUUGAAGUUCCCUGGCCUCAGGAGACAAGUGUCCGCCUCAGAACUCUUCAGCUCCCAAAUCAUUGACCAAGACACACUGGCUGAUUUCACGCGGGGAGCCAAGACCGUGGAGGAGAUCACAGAAAUGGAUUCGGUGAAGAGGUACCUGGAGGGCUCCAGCUGCAUUGCUGGAGUGCUUGUGCCAUCCAAGACAGAUCCUUCCAAGAUGCAGAAGAUGACCAUCUACGAGGCCAUGUGGAAGGGCAUUCUGAGGCCAGGCACUGCCCUGGUGUUGCUGGAGGCACAGGCUGCUACUGGCUUCAUUGUUGACCCGCUGAAGAACGAGAAACUCUCUGUCGAUGAUGCCGUCUCUGCUGGCCUGGUGGGUACCGAGCUUCAGGAGAAGCUUCUCUCUGCAGAGAGGGCCGUGACCGGGUACAACGACCCCUACACAGGGAAUAAAAUCUCUCUUUUCCAGGCCAUGAACAAAGGCCUCAUUGUCAAAGACCAUGGCAUCCGCCUGCUGGAGGCCCAGAUUGCCACAGGGGGCAUCAUCGACCCUGUGCACAGUCACCGCCUCCCUGUGGAGGCGGCGUACAAGCGGGGCCUCUUUGACGAGGAACUGAACCAGAUCCUCUCAGAUCCUACGGACGACACCAAGGGCUUCUUCGAUCCCAACACUAAUGAAAACCUCACGUACAUGCAGCUCCGGCUCAGAUGCCUCCCCGAUCCGGAUACCGGUUUGCUGAUGCUUCACUUGAUGGAAAAGGGCUCCUUAUUCUAUGCCUUAAGUGAUAACACACGGACGUCUUUGCAGUCUGCCAAGACCAGAGUUGACGUGGGGAUUUUCCAGGGCCAGGAGGUCUCCGCCUGGGACCUCCUCUUCUCCAGAUACAUCCCUCCACACAAGAGACAGGAACUACUAAGGCAAUACAAAGCUGGCUCGAUUACUCUCCAGGGCAUCAUCCAAAUCCUUACCACUAUCGUCACCGAGACCGAGGAAGGGAACACCAGACAUAGCGAGUCCCACAAACAACCUCCCCGUCCAGCUAAAAGAGAAUCACUCAAACAUGACGCUACCCAUCCCAGCCUGGAGGAAACCUGGGAGAAGACCUUGAAGACCACAGUCAUCAACAUGCCUGCAGGAGAGCACCAAGGUCAGCAAGUUUUUGUGUGGGAUCUACUCUUCUCUAGUUACAUCACUGAAGAAAAGAGGACAGAAUUGCUGGAGUUGUACAGGAGAGGGCUGCUACCGAUGGACCGGCUGAUAAGUGUCCUCACCACCCUCGUCAUGAAAAAAGAAGCCACAAAUAGGAAACUUGACAUCAAAGUGAGAAGCCCAGCCCAAGAGAUGGCGGCGUACGAGGAAGCCCGUGGUGCUUCGCCCUCACAACCAGAAAACUGGGAAACCUCCUUGCGGUCUCACCACCUCCGAGGGGCCCCUGGUGAGUUGCAAGACCAACAGCUAUCACUGUGGGAUGCCCUUUUCUCCCAGUACAUCCCAGAGGAUGAAAGAGAAGAACUUGUGAGCAACUACAGAAAUGGCAGGCUAACCCUGGAGAAGCUCACAGAAACCCUUGCUCCACUCGUUGCUGAGACCACAACCAGACCGACGUCGGAUCCAAGGGCUCCAGAUUCACCUAGUACACCCACAGCAUCUUUUGCAGAACAGAAGGAGGAGGAGGAGGAGGAGGCACCAGAACAGGGGGAAACGGAAAAGGCCUUGAAGGCCCGGAUGGUUGAAAUCUCCGUUGGUGAUUUCCGUGGUCAGAAGGUCUCCGUGUGGGAUCUGCUCCAUUCCAAGUACAUCCCUGAGAAGAAGAGGAAGGAGCUGCUGCACCUGUACAAAACUGGCAUUCUCACCAUUGACCAGAUGGAAACCGUGAUCACCGGUAUCGUCAACAGAACAGAGGAGGAGAAAAUGAAAGAAGCAACUUCCCACUUAGACUCUCCGUCGUCCUGGGAAGACCACUUACGGAAUCACACGCAGGAGGAGGAGGCACCAGAAGAGGGGGAAACGGAAAAGGCCUUGAAGGCCCGGAUGGUUGAAAUCUCCGUCGGUGAUUUCCGUGGUCAGAAGGUCUCCGUGUGGGAUCUGCUCCAUUCCAAGUACAUUCCUGAGGAGAAGAGGAAGGAGCUGCUGCACCUGUACAAAACUGGCAUUCUCAACAUUGACCAGAUGGAAACCGUGGUCACCGGCAUCGUCAACAGAACAGAGGAGGAGAAAAUGAAAGAAGCAGCUUCCCACUCAGACACCCCAUCGUCCUGGGAAGACCCCUUACGGAAUCACACGGUGGUUCUGCAUGUCGGUGAAUUCCAAGGGCAGGAAGCCUCCUUGUGGGAUCUCCUCUUCUCUCAAUACAUUUCUGACAGCCUAAGAGGGGAGCUGUUGACAAAGUACCGGUCAGGAAUCUUGAGCAUUCAAGAAAUGAUAGCCACGCUCGCCCCCAUUCUCGCAGGGAGAGAGGGAAGCCACAUCCACGCAGAGAGAGGUCUGGCCAGCGAGACAACUCUGUCCCGGGCAGAUGGAACUCCCCCUGCUAUGCAGGGUGAAGAGCUGGAACAGGCAUUACGGAUUAUGAUGGUCAACGUGCCUGUAGGUGAGCUCCAAGGCCGUGAGCGUUCUGCCUGGGAGCUUCUCUUCUCCAAAUAUGUGACUGCAGACAAACGGCAAGAGCUCCUGGAGAUGUAUCGAUCGGGUGAUAUCAGUGCUGAGGAACUUAUCUGGAUGCUCAUCAUCCUGAUUGAAGAAACAGAAGAGAAGAGCAACACAUUGAAGUUCCCUGGCCUCAGGAGACAAGUGUCCGCCUCAGAACUCUUCAGCUCUCAAAUCAUUGACCAAGACACACUGUCUGAUUUCACGCGGGGAGCCAAGACCGUGGAGGAGAUCACAGAAAUGGAUUCGGUGAAGAGGUACCUGGAGGGCUCCAGCUGCAUUGCUGGAGUGCUUGUGCCAUCCAAGACAGAUCCUUCCAAGAUGCAGAAGAUGACCAUCUACGAGGCCAUGUGGAAGGGCAUUCUGAGGCCAGGCACUGCCCUGGUGUUGCUGGAGGCACAGGCUGCUACUGGCUUCAUUGUUGACCCGCUGAAGAACGAGAAACUCUCUGUCGAUGAUGCCGUCUCUGCUGGCCUGGUGGGUACCGAGCUUCAAGAGAAGCUUCUCUCUGCGGAGAGGGCCGUGACCGGGUACAACGACCCCUACACAGGGAAUAAAAUCUCUCUUUUCCAGGCCAUGAACAAAGGCCUCAUUGUCAAAGACCAUGGCAUCCGCCUGCUGGAGGCCCAGAUUGCCACAGGGGGCAUCAUCGACCCUGUGCACAGUCACCGCCUCCCUGUGGAGGCGGCGUACAAGCGGGGCCUCUUUGACGAGGAACUGAACCAGAUCCUCUCAGAUCCUACGGACGACACCAAGGGCUUCUUCGAUCCCAACACUAAUGAAAACCUCACGUACAUGCAGCUCCGGCUCAGAUGCCUCCCCGAUCCGGAUACCGGUUUGCUGAUGCUUCACUUGAUGGAAAAGGGCUCCUUAUUCUAUGCCUUAAGUGACAACACAAGGACGUCUUUGCAGUCUGCCAAGGCCAGAGUUGACGUGGGGAUUUUCCAGGGCCAGGAGGUCUCUGCCUGGGACCUCCUCUUCUCCAGAUACAUCCCUCCACAAAAGAGACAGGAACUACUAAGGCAAUACAAAGCUGGCUCGAUUACUCUCCAGGGCAUCAUCCAAAUCCUUACCACUAUCGUCACCGAGACCGAGGAAGGGAACACCAGACAUAGCGAGUCCCACAAACAACCUCCCCGUCCAGCUAAAAGAGAAUCACUCAAACAUGACGCUACCCAUCCCAGCCUGAAGGAAACCUGGGAGAAGACCUUGAAGACCACAGUCAUCAACAUGCCUGCAGGAGAGCACCAAGGUCAGCAAGUUUUUGUGUGGGAUCUACUCUUCUCUAGUUACAUCACUGAAGAAAAGAGGACAGAAUUGCUGGAGUUGUACAGGAGAGGGCUGCUACCGAUGGACCGGCUGAUAAGUGUCCUCACCACCCUCGUCAUGAAAAAAGAAGCCACAAAUAGGAAACUUGACAUCAAAGUGAGAAGCCCAGCCCAAGAGAUGGCGGCGUACGAGGAAGCCCGUGGUGCUUCGCCCUCACAACCAGAAAACUGGGAAACCUCCUUGCGGUCUCACCACCUCCGAGGGGCCCCUGGUGAGUUGCAAGACCAACAGCUAUCACUGUGGGAUGCCCUUUUCUCCCAGUACGUCCCAGAGGAUGAAAGAGAAGAACUUGUGAGCAACUACAGAAAUGGCAGGCUAACCCUGGAGAAGCUCACAGAAACCCUUGCUUCACUCAUUGCUGAGACCACAACCAGACUGACGUCGGAUCCAAGGGCUCCAGAUUCACCUAGUACACCCACAGCAUCUUUUGCAGAACAGGAGGAGGAGGAGGCACCAGAACAGGGGGAAACGGAAAAGGCCUUGAAGGCCCGGAUGGUUGAAAUCUCCGUCGGUGAUUUCCGUGGUCAGAAGGUCUCCGUGUGGGAUCUGCUCCAUUCCAAGUACUUCCCUGAGGAGAAGAGGAAGGAGCUGCUGCACCUGUACAAAACUGGCAUUCUCACCAUUGACCAGAUGGAAACUGUGGUCACUGGCAUCGUCAACAGAACAGAGGAGGAGAAAAUGAAAGAACCGGCCCCCGUUGUCCCCUGUGGUUCAGUUGUUUCAGGGGAGGGAGACAGUUCACAGUCCUCAUAUUAUGACCUUCUCCAGCAUACUUUACGCCUGGAGAAUAUUGAUGUAACUGUCCGUGAGAUUCAAGGCCAGAAGUCUUCUGUGUGGGACCCUUUCUUUUCACAGUUUGUCUCCAAUAUCAGGACAGAGGAGGUAGUACACAGACAUGGUGCGCCAGCAGUAAGUGUUAAAGAAAGUAUUAGAAGCAUCACAACUGUUAUUACAAAAACUGAAAGCACACCAUAUGCCAUGGGGGAGAGUCCAAAGGGAGAUACUAUGUCCCCAGAUAGAUUAAUGCCUUCUCCAUCAAAAUGCCAAGUAGAAACAGAGAAUGCCUUGAAAUCAAGGAUGGUGAAGGGAUCUUUUGGUGAUGUGUUUGGUCCACACGUUUCCCUUUGGGAUGCAUGCCACUGUGAACACAUCCCUGAGGACAAAAGGAAGGAUUUGUUGGAUCUCUUCAAAACUGGCAUGCUCAACAUUGACCAACUGGAAACCAUCGUCACCACCAUCCUCAACAAAAUAGCAGAGGAGAAAAUGAAGGAAGGAUCCCACCCAGUCUUGCACUCAGAACUCUGGGAAGACUUGUUACGGAAUCACACAGUGGUGCUACAUGUUGGUGAGUUUCAAGGCCGGGAAACCUCCUUGUGGGAUCUGCUUUUCUCUCAGUAUAUCCCAGAAAAUAAAAGGGAAGAACUUCUUAUCAAUUACAGAAAUGGCAGGUUAAGUCUUGAGGAGCUCACAGAAAUCCUUGCUUCCCUCUUUGCUGAGAGCACAACCAGAGUUAGUGGACAUCUCAGGGCCCCAGACACACCUAGUCCCACCACAGCAUCUUUUGAGGAAGAAGAGGAGGAGACUGCUGCUGAUACACCAGAACAGGGGGAAACGGAAAAGGCCUUGAAGGCCCGGAUGGUUGAAAUCUCCGUCGGUGAUUUCCGUGGUCAGAAGGUCUCCGUGUGGGAUCUGCUCCAUUCCAAGUACAUCCCUGAGAAGAAGAGGAAGGAGCUGCUGCACCUGUACAAAACUGGCAUUCUCAACAUUGACCAGAUGGAAACCGUGGUCACCGGCAUUGUCAACAGAACAGAGGAGGAGAAAAUGAAAGAAGCAACUUCCCACUUAGACUCUCCAUCGUCCUGGGAAGACCCCUUACGGAAUCACACGGUGGUUCUGCAUGUCGGUGAAUUCCAAGGCCAGGAAACCUCCUUGUGGGAUCUGCUUUUCUCUCACUAUACCCCAGAAUAUAAAAGGGAAGAGCUUUUGAUCAACUACAGAAAUGGCAGGCUUAGUCUUGAGGAGCUCACAGAAAUCCUUGCUUCCUUCAUUGCUGAGACUACAACCAGAGUUAGUGGACAUCCCACGGUCCCUGAAAUACCUAGGCCUACCAGAGCAUCUUUUGCAGAGCAGGAGGAGGAGGCACCAGAAGAGGGGGAAACGGAAAAGGCCUUGAAGGCCCGGAUGGUUGAAAUCUCUGUCGGUGAUUUCCAUGGUCAGAAGGUCUCCGUGUGGGAUCUGCUCCAUUCCAAGUACAUUCCUGAGGAGAAGAGGAAGGAGCUGCUGCACCUGUACAAAACUGGCAUUCUCAACAUUGACCAGAUGGAAACCGUGGUCACCGGCAUCAUCAACAGAACAGAGGAGGAGAAAAUGAAAGAAGCAGCUUCCCACUCAGACACCCCAUCGUCCUGGGAAGACCCCUUACGGAAUCACACGGUGGUUCUGCAUAUUGGUGAAUUCCAAGGCCAGGAAACCUCCUUGUGGGAUCUGCUUUUCUCUCACUAUACCCCAGAAUGUAAAAGGGAAGAGCUUUUGAUCAACUACAGAAAUGGCAGGCUAAGUCUUGAGGAGCUCACAGAAAUCCUUGCUUCCUUCAUUGCUGAGACUCCAACCAGAGUUAGUGGACAUCCCAGGGUCCCAGAAAUGCCCAGGCCUACCACGGCAUCUUUUGCAGAGCAGCAGGAGGAGGAGGAGGCACCAGAAGAGGGGGAAACAGAAAAUGCCUUGAAGGCCCGGAUGGUUGAAAUCUCCGUCGGUGACUUCCAUGGUCAGAAGGUCUCGGUGUGGGAUCUGCUCCAUUCCAAGUACAUCCCUGAGGAGAAGAGGAAGGAGCUGCUACAGCUGUACAAAACUGGCAUUCUCACCAUUGACCAGAUGGAAACUGUGAUUGCCGGCAUUGUCAACAGGACAGAGGAGGAGAAUACAGACAAAGCUCGGAGGUUCUCAAAUCAAGACCAAGAGACUAACCCAUUCACAAAAAGUCAAAAUGCUUCUUUUGGUUGCUCCCUCUCUUUGGAGAACAUGUUACGGUCUGAGAGUAGUGUGGUGCCAUUUGGUGAUUUCCAAGGACAGAUGGUGUCUUGUUGGGAUCUUCUGUUCUCCCGGUACAUCUCAGAAGACAAGAGACAAGAACUUCUCAACAAAUUCAAAGAGAACAUCCUCUCUGUUCAGGAACUGAUUGGCACUCUCACGAAUAUCAUCACAGAAGCAGAAAGACAGGAUCAGUCCUCGAGGCUGGGCAGUAGUCAGUUGGGUAUCUCCGAGAAAAGUGACGAUUCAUAUGCACUGCAGCAGCAGCAACUGAAAAAAUCUUUGCGGACAACCAUGGUCCCUGUGAUUUGUGGACAAUUUAAGGGGCAAAAGGUGUGUGUGCUGGAUCUCCUGUUUUCCAAAUAUGUCCCUCAGGAUAAAAGGCAGGAACUUCUCGAGCUAUACAGGGCAGGGACAUUACCCAUUCAAGAUAUGGUUACAAUGAUCAUCGCCAUGAUUGAAGAGGCUGAACACAAACAUGAGAAGGUGGAUGCCGCGCAGAACAUCCCCUCCGGGCUCCUGCUUCUCAGACUUCUGCAGAAGGAGCCAGAGCCGGGCACACCGGCCUCUUUGUCUGUCCAGCGGGCACCUUGGGCUCUGCCAGGGGAGGGACUCUUUGUCUUCACUGGUCACCUGCCUGGCCACAGCGUGCAGAGGAGCAGCUCCCAGGGCUGGAUUCCACAUAACUGGCAGCCUCCCGUGUGGCACGGGCACGGCCCCGUCACGGUGCCCCAUGAUCCCCUGCAGCAGGCUAUGGAAGGGGUCCUGGGACGAGACUCCGGUGGCGCCCCGGCAGGACCCACCCCCAGAAGGCGCCCAGACCCAUCAGCCCCGCAGCCCAUGUCAGAGACCAAGCAGGCGGCCACAGGGGCCACCGAAGAGAUGCCGAUUGUGCAAGUCCGUGAAGAGCCCCAGUGGCCCUUCCCUUGCCCGCCAGAGCAGGGAGAGGAGCCCCUCAUCGCCGGCGUCCUGAAAGAGCCCAGCAAGGAGAAGCUGACCAUCCAGAAGGCGAUGCGGAAGGGCCUCCUGACGCGAGGGACGGGGCUGGCUCUGCUGGAGGCCCAGGCCGUGUCCGGCUACAUCGUGGAUCCCAUCAAGAACCGGAAGCUGUCCGUGAGGGACUCCACCAACGCCGGCCUGAUAGACCGGGAGUACUUCAAUACCCUUCUCGUGGCAGAGAAAGCCGUGACGGGCUACACCGAUCCCUUCUCGGGGAAUAAAAUCUCCCUCUUCCAGGCGAUGAAGAAGGGCCUCCUGGUCAAAGACCACGGCAUCCGCCUGCUGGAGGCACAGGUCGCCACCGGGGGCCUCACCCACCCCAUGCACAGCCACCGGCUCCCCGUGGAGCUGGCUCACAAGUGGGGCUACCUGGACAGAGAAAUCUGCGACCUGAUCGCAGACCCUGCCAAUCACUCCAAGAGGUGCUUCGACCCCGUCGCCCGCGAGAACCUCACGUAUACACAGCUUCUCCACAGGUGUGUCCCAGACCCUGAGACCGGCCUGCUGAUGGUGCAGGUCAUGGAGAAGGGGUCCAUCGUCUCGAAGCUGGACAAGGGCGCUCAGAAGUCGCUGCAGGCUGCCACCACCAGAGUCAACGUGGGUCUUUUCCAGGGCCAGGAUGUCUCUGUCUGGGACCUCCUCUUCUCCAGGUACAUCCCUCUGCCAAAGAAGCAGGAGCUGCUGAAGCAGUACAAAGCCGGCUCUGUCACACUUCAAGACAUGAUCGGAAUCCUCCACAGCAUCAUCGCUGAGACAGAAACCAAAGGAGACUCCUUCCGUGGACAAGCGGAAAGACCCAGCCAAGAAAUGGAGCUAAAAAGUGUAUCGGAGCAGGAAGAACUAGAGAAGACCCUGAAGUCUAGGAUGGUCAAGGUUUCAGCCGGUGAGUACCGUGGGCGGAAGGUCUCUGUGUGGGACUUGCUCCAUUCCAAGUAUAUCCCUGAGGAGAAACAGAAGGAACUUCUGAAGCUGUGCCGGUCUGGCAUCCUCAGCACAGACCAAAUGGAAAUGGUGGUCACUGCCAUGGUCACCAAAAUAGAGGAAGUCAGAGCCAAGGAGUUGGGUCACGCCACUGGCACAGGCAGGGAGAUGGAUACCAUGGAUGACUCUGACUUUUUUGACCCUGAAGAGGAAGAACUGAGGAAAACAUUACAGUUGACCUGCAUCCCAGUAACCCUUGGUGAGUUCAAAGGGCAAAAUGUCCCUUUGCUGGACAUUAUCUCAUCUAAAUAUUUCCCUCAGGAUAAAAGGCAGGAGCUGCUUCACCUGUACCGAGCAGGGACAUUUAGCACAGAGCAGAUGAGCAGGGCUGUUAGUGGCAUCCUGGAGAAAUUAGAAGCCAGUAGAAAGAAACUAAUUGUGAAAGUGAUUGGUCGGCGCCCCGGGGCACCUGGAUCCAAGGAGGGUCUGGUCGCAGCCGAUUCCCCACCCAGCAAACAUCUGGACGAUUUGCUGAAGUCUAAGAAGGUCACAAUGCCUACUGGGGAGCUCCAGGGUCAGCAGGUGUCUGUGUGGGAACUCCUCUUCUCACAUUACAUCGCCAGGGACAAAAGGGAGGAGCUUCUGAGGAAGUAUAGAGACGGCACCUUUGGGGCUGGGGAGCUCUCCUCCAUCCUUAUUAUCCUGGCUUCGUUGCAUGACCUUUUUGACUCUUUGGAGUGCGCAACGCCCAAAACAAGCAAAAAGGACUCAGCACAAGGUGAGGCUGGCCCUGCCGCAGCCACAUUCGAGGAGGAAGAGGACGACGACGAUGAUGAAGACAACGAUGGGGACGAGGACCACGUUGGCGAUAUUGAAGACCAAGACAAGGACAAGGCUUUGAAGUCCAGGAUGGUUUCCGUGACCGUCGGCGAAUUCCGCGGACGGAAGGUCUCCUUGUGGGACCUGCUGCACUCCAAGUACAUGCCUGAGAAGAAAAGGCAGGAGAUCUUGAGGCUGUACAGAAUUGGAAUUCUCUCCGUCGACCAAAUGGAAACAGUGAUCACUGCAAUUGUGGCCAAGGUAGCAGAAAAAAUGUCCGUGGCAGGCAGGCACAUGAGCGCCUCCAGCCCAGACGUCAGGACCGGGGGAAGCCGCCGCACUCGAGGGAAGCCCAGGAGGAAAACCGUGGAGAUUCUAACGAUUGACUUCCCACUGGGAGAAUUCCAAGGCCGGAGCGUCUCCAUGUGGGAUCUCCUCUUCUCCAGGUACGUCCCUGAAGCCAAAAGGCAGGAGCUCCUCGCACGGUACAUAACGGGAACACUCAGCAGCCAGGAGGUGCUGGCCAUCCUCACCAGCCUCAUCAUGGAGACCCACAAGCUGAGGUGCACCCCAAGCUUGUACCACCCGCUCACAACGUGGCUCCCAGAAGCCCUGGGGCUGUCCCAGGACCAGAGGGCAUCCCUGCGUGACCUCCACUGCCCUCCGCUGCAAGAAGAGCCCAGAGCGGGAACGGUGACCGUCAGUGAGAUCACCGUGACCACCACGGUCAUUAAUGGGCCAGAGCAGAAACAGGGGGAGAGGAAGGAAGGAAUGGUCAAGCAUGCAGAAGAAGCAGAAGCCAUUUGGCCUCCUCUUCAGGAACGUCCGGCCUCCACCAUGGAUCCAUCCGCAGCUACCAAAGAGCAAAGCCGCAAGAAUCCUCGGCUCUGUGGCCUGAUGCGUCCCGGUCUGGUGCCUGCCCACAGCGGCUGA
Euleptes europaea (tarantolino) is the source of this 19206-nucleotide messenger RNA. RefSeq names its product epiplakin-like. Gene Ontology annotation, biological process: intermediate filament bundle assembly; wound healing. The record is from RefSeq and is a predicted model, not a curated record. The transcript has 7 exons. Gene Ontology annotation, cellular component: cell junction; membrane; keratin filament. NCBI's taxonomy places the organism in Eukaryota, Metazoa, Chordata, Lepidosauria, Squamata, Sphaerodactylidae. Gene Ontology annotation, molecular function: keratin filament binding; structural molecule activity. The coding region runs from base 1 to 19206 and encodes 6401 amino acids.